UUGUGGUGUGCCAUCCUCGAGAACUGUCCAGAUUCGCGCUCGCACCCUGGGAUGUCUCAGUGGUACAAGCUCCAGCAGCUCGACUCCAAGUUCCUGGAGCAGGUUCACCAGCUGUACGAUGACAAUUUUCCCAUGGAAAUCAGACAGUACCUGGCACAGUGGCUAGAAAAGCAAGACUGGGAACACGCUGCCAAUGAUGUUUCGUUCGCCACUAUCCGUUUCCAUGACCUCCUGUCGCAGCUGGAUGAUCAGUACAGUCGCUUUUCUUUGGAGAACAAUUUCUUGUUGCAACAUAAUAUUAGGAAGAGCAAGCGUAACCUUCAGGAUCAUUUUCAAGAAGAUCCAAUUCAGAUGUCUAUGGUCAUCUAUAACUGUCUAAAGGAGGAAAGGAAGAUUUUGGAAAAUGCCCAGAGAUUUAAUCAGGCUCAGUCGGGGAGCAUCCAGAACACAGUGAUGCUAGACAAGCAGAAGGAGCUUGAUGGCAAAGUCCGAAAUGUCAAGGACAAAGUUAUGUGUAUAGAGCAUGAAAUCAAGAGCCUAGAAGACUUACAAGAUGAAUACGACUUCAAAUGCAAAACCUUGCAGAACAGAGAAUUCGAAACCAAUGGCGUGGCAAAGAACGAGCAGAAGCAGGAGCAACAGUUACUGCAGAAGAUGUUUUUGAUGCUUGACAACAAGAGGAAGGAAGUGGUUCACAAGAUCAUAGACUUGCUGAAUGUCACGGAGCUCACCCAGAAUGCCCUGAUCAAUGAGGAACUGGUGGAGUGGAAGCAGCGGCAGCAGAGCGCCUGCAUCGGGGGCCCGCCCAAUGCGUGCCUGGAUCAGCUGCAGAACUGGUUCACCAUUGUCGCUGAGAGUCUGCAGCAGGUUCGCCAGCAGCUGAAGAAGUUGGAGGAGCUGGAGCAGAAAUACACCUAUGAGCUUGACCCCAUCACCAAGAACAAGCAGGUGCUGUGGGACCGCACCUUCAGCCUCUUCCAGCAGCUCAUUCAGAGCUCCUUUGUGGUGGAGAGACAGCCUUGCAUGCCGACGCACCCGCAGAGGCCACUGGUCUUGAAGACAGGAGUACAGUUCACUGUGAAGCUGAGAUUGUUGGUGAAAUUGCAAGAGCUGAAUUACAACCUGAAAGUCAAAGUCUUAUUUGAUAAAGAUGUGAAUGAGAGAAAUACAGUGAAAGGGUUUCGAAAGUUUAACAUUCUGGGCACGCACACAAAGGUGAUGAACAUGGAGGAAUCUACCAACGGAAGUCUGGCGGCUGAAUUUCGCCACCUGCAACUGAAAGAGCAGAAGAAUGCCGGCACCAGAACUAACGAGGGUCCUCUCAUUGUCACUGAAGAGCUCCACUCCCUGAGUUUUGAAACCCAGUUAUGCCAGCCUGGUUUGGUAAUUGACCUCGAGACGACCUCUCUGCCUAUCGUGGUGAUCUCCAACGUGAGCCAGCUCCCCAGUGGCUGGGCCUCCAUCCUGUGGUACAACAUGCUGGUGGCGGAACCCCGGAAUCUGUCCUUCUUCCUGAAUCCACCAUGUGCACGAUGGUCUCAACUCUCAGAGGUGCUGAGUUGGCAGUUUUCUUCUGUCACCAAAAGAGGUCUCAACGUCGACCAGCUGAACAUGUUGGGAGAGAAGCUUCUUGGUCCUAACGCCGGCCCCGAGGGUCUCAUCCCGUGGACGAGGUUCUGUAAGGAAAACAUCAAUGAUAAAAACUUUCCCUUCUGGCUUUGGAUUGAAAGCAUCCUAGAGCUCAUUAAGAAGCACCUGCUCUCCCUCUGGAAUGAUGGGUGCAUCAUGGGCUUCAUCAGCAAGGAGCGGGAGCGCGCGCUGCUCAAGGACCAGCAGCCGGGGACCUUCCUGCUGCGCUUCAGCGAGAGCAGCCGGGAGGGGGCCAUCACGUUCACGUGGGUGGAGCACUCGCAGAACGGAGGCGAACUUGAAUUCCAUUCUGUGGAACCCUACACAAAGAAAGAACUUUCUGCUGUGACGUUCCCUGACAUCAUUCGCAAUUACAAAGUCAUGGCUGCUGAGAAUAUUCCAGAAAAUCCCCUGAAGUAUCUGUAUCCAAAUAUUGACAAAGACCAUGCCUUUGGGAAAUACUACUCCAGGCCAAAGGAAGCACCAGAACCAAUGGAACUCGAUGGCCCUAAAGGAACUGGCUAUAUCAAGACUGAGUUGAUUUCUGUGUCUGAAGUCACUGCUGGGGUGGAUGGAUGUAGCCUUCAUGUAAAAACCCUCUGCGGAGCAGCUUUAAUCUGCAUACAGAGCUCAAGACACCCCUCUAGACUCCAGACCACGGACAACCUGCUCCCCAUGUCUCCCGAGGAGUUUGAUGAAGUGUCUCGGAUAGUUGGAUUCGACAGCAUGAUGAAUGCAGUGUAGAGCAUGAAGGUUUCUUGUCUUCCCCGGGACUGUUUUCCUAACCAUUUGUGACGCCCCUGCUCACAUCCCUCACAUCCCAUGUUUCUAGGGGAAUGCAAGAAAGGCCAUCAAGUUUGCUGCCACCUGUUGAUAGCAAGUGCAUUUUUCUCUAACUCGGAAACACCUGUUAAUCUGAAGGGCAUCGUGCAUCUUCUUGAAGGUAAAACUGAAAGGCAUUCUCCUCAGUGUGGGAUUUGCAAAUGAAAAACAUCCAGAUGCCCCAAAGCUCCAGGACUAGAACGCAGGUCCCCAGGGAAAGGUGAGAAGUUUAGCAACAUCAUGCGAGUGCCGUGCACAAAGUCAGUGCCAAUUGUUCUAGGCUGUUGGACAGAUCAGAUCAGCCCUUAUUUAGGGAACUGCUUGAUGUAGGACUGUUAAAUUUCUAUUCUGGAGAAUUCUCUUAUGUUCUCCCUGCUUUAAAUGUGACUUGUGGCUGGAAGUUUUCCACUGGUUUACCUGUGAUAUCGUUCAAAGCCGUUUAUAUACAGUUAUAUCAACCCCUUAUCAAAGGUAGCCAUCUUGCAUCCAGUAGGGUAAAAAAGUUGUGUAUUUUAUUACGUCUUCCACAUCUGCCAAUUUAAAACUAUCUUUUGAGAGACUUUUAGCUUUCCUGUGUGUUACAGCUUAAUGAUACUGGCUGGUAGCAAUAGAAAGAUAUCUAUCCAUUUUCCAAAUUCACAAAUAAUGUUUUCUGUCUAAACUUCAAUUCCAAAGCUAAAGACCACGUCUUGGUCACUCGUCCAUAAAAUUUUUGCAGUUCUCUCAAGGGAGUCAGGCUAUUCACAACAACAUGCUCAAGGCAAGUCCUCCUAUUUCUUAUUAAGUUGAAAUUAAUCACAGAUGAAUUAAACUCAGAAGUUUAAUUCUGAGUUUAAACUCAGAAGUUUAAUUCAUGUUUCUUAAAUGGGCUAGUUUGUCCUUAUUGUUGUUAGCCAGUAUUUAGUCUAUUAGCCAUUAAAUUGGAGAAGGAAUAGGAAAAGUAGUAACUGAUAACCUGAAUCAUUAGCCAGAGAAAAUGAGAAUCAAGUUACUUCGAAACUCUCGUCCUGUGUAACUGUAUUGAAAACUGUGGAUGUUUCACUGAUAAAUGUGUUUCUCUGACAAUUACAUUUGCAAAUGGUUCUCUUGCCUCUCCUGUGCUCUGUCCAAUACUUUUUGGCAUGGAUGCUGUUUCUUGGAGUGUGCUGGAUUUUACCUCAUCCUUCGUUAGCAUGGACACAAAACAGUGGGUAGGGGAGAUGGGCUGAAGGUUCUUCUGAAUAAUUUCACAGACUGCUGUUCACGUGGCUGCAUCGAGUCUCUGAGCAGUCUCUGCCACAGCUAUGCUCUUCUGCAGAUGCCAUAUUUUUCCUUGAUAGGAAUAAAGUUUUCCCAAAGUCUGUUUUAAAA
Carlito syrichta (Philippine tarsier) is the source of this 3801-nucleotide messenger RNA. RefSeq names its product signal transducer and activator of transcription 1 (gene STAT1). Gene Ontology annotation, molecular function: RNA polymerase II cis-regulatory region sequence-specific DNA binding; DNA-binding transcription factor activity, RNA polymerase II-specific. Gene Ontology annotation, biological process: defense response; type I interferon-mediated signaling pathway; cell surface receptor signaling pathway via JAK-STAT. The transcript is spliced from 25 exons. Bases 52 to 2373 code for a protein of 773 amino acids. Lineage: Eukaryota; Metazoa; Chordata; Mammalia; Primates; Tarsiidae. The record is from RefSeq and is a predicted model, not a curated record.